AUGGCAGAUUGGGUCACCGGGUCCAAAAGACACGGUCCCCAUGACGGACACGAUGAACAAGAAGUCACCGAUGAUGCGGCCAAACGGCCCUGUCUUGCGGGUAACAAUCAGUUGACUGAAGCAGAGCUAGCCAUGUUUGACUUUGACAGAGCCAGUGGGCCAAACGAAGGCUUUGACGCGUGUUUAAGCAUGGACUGCUUGAUGAAUGUAUUUCAAAAUCCAGACGAUGCAACUCAAACCAUCUCAUACACCGGGACAGAGCCGUUCCUUGCCGACAUCGAGUACGGCAAAGCUUCACUGGAGAAGGCUCCUCAGCAAACACCGAUGGAGGAACAUAACGAUAUUGAGGAUACUAGACCAAACGUCUCAAAUGAGGAACUUCCUCCACCACAUGACACAUGUUUUGGCGUGAUCACAGUAAGCGCCAUCUCCGAAUACAAUGGAAACAAAAAGUCUCUAGAAUCGCCUGUUUCAGUCGAACACAGUAAAGCUAUUCUCAGACUCCAAUUAAAGAGCUCUGGGGAGUAUGCUGGAUUUGUGAAGAGCGAAAUACUGGCUCAGCUCCUUCAGAGAAAAUCAAUCAGCGUCGACGGCAAAAUAAGAGCACCAUCGGAGCACGGCACGUGUUCCAAAUAUUCCGGAAAACGCGAACUGAGACUAGUUGUGUACGGAUACAAGUCAGAGGCUGACGCUAUAGGAAACGCCUUGGGCGAUUCGUCGUUUUGUCUCCAGCACCCAAGCGCUAAAGAUUUGGAACCAAGCAUGGAUUAUCAUAAUCCGCACCUCCUUUUGCGCCCAGGGUCAAAAAUGCCGAGUCUCGAGCUUCUCAGCAUAGAAUCUAAUACUGAGGGAGCUAAACUGGAUACAAUGGACGAAUAUAGCAAGGCUCAUGUCAUGAGACUCUUCGAUCAAGCUACUCAUUCUUUCACGAAGUUUGAAUUCCCAACUAGUCCCCGACUCAAAAGUAUUUUGAAUAGGUAA
Messenger RNA from Clonostachys byssicola, 981 nucleotides. Lineage: Eukaryota; Fungi; Ascomycota; Sordariomycetes; Hypocreales; Bionectriaceae. The record is from the annotation of a GenBank genome assembly.